Anopheles aquasalis is the source of this 832-nucleotide messenger RNA. RefSeq names its product transmembrane protein 186. The record is from RefSeq and is a predicted model, not a curated record. Lineage: Eukaryota; Metazoa; Arthropoda; Insecta; Diptera; Culicidae. Gene Ontology annotation, cellular component: mitochondrion.
UCAGAGUGGUCGCGGCGUAUCCUCACGAGAUCCGGUGGAACAUCGGCACCUAAUUUUGUCUGUUUGAAGUGGUCUGGUGGUCUGUGAAGUGUUUCUGGUUGCUUCUUGGGCGACGCUAUACUUGAGAAAUGCUGCGAUCCUUUGCCAUACUAUCGGGCGCCUGCAAAUCAGGUGGCACCACUGUUAUAUCAUCACCCUUUUCCCGCCGGCCGUUCGUUCCGUCGCUGCGCUUCGGACCCUUGACGAAACACUGCUCUACCAAAUCCACCGAAAUUAGCACGCAGGCAGCACCGGAAAAUAAGAAAGAAGAUGGAAACAACAUCGACAACUGGCACACCAUCUACCACUUCCCUUCGAUCAUGAUCACAGCUUCGGUAAAGCGAUUAAAGUACUAUCCAACGGUAGUGACGGCGGUUUCGGUACCGGUGUCGAUUGCGCUGGCUUAUGCGAACAUCUGGUCAAUGACCACUGCCGAGAUUGUUGGUGCGAUUGGACUCACCUCAACGAUGACUCUAUCGCUGUUCAGCAUGAUAACAAACAAUCUCGUCGGGUUCGUUUACUGCGACGAGACGCAGAGCAAAGUGAAGAUCUCCUUCUUGAAUGCGAAAGGAAAACGGGAGGAUUGUGUCUAUUCGGUGGACGAUCUGGUACCACGCUCGGAAUUGCCAAGCUCGCUCCUGAAGCUGUACUUUCCGAUAAAGAAUCACGAAAAUAGCGAUGUAUACAAGCUGGUGCAUCGAUACGGAGAGAUCUACGAUGUUCAAACGUUCGAUAAAGUGUUUGGCCGUGAUGUGGUAAUGAAAUAAGGCGAAAGAGUGCACAAUAAAUCGGA